AUGUUUAAUUCUGGUAAAUAUGGUAAUUUCAUUUGUUAAUAUUUGAUUCUUUUCGAUAUUAUAUCCAUUCACUUGAAGCAUUUGCAAAAAAAAAGUCUUCCUCCAAUCAAAUCUUCCUUUUCAUUAAGACAAAAUUUGAUAAUUCCAAUUAAUUUUGAAAAUAAUGAUAAAAAGUAUGCAUUUAAAAUGAUGAAUAUAUUAAAAAUUUUAAUCCUAAUAAAAAAGAAGGUGUUUUUAUUAGAUUGCUUUUGAUAUAUUUAUAAAAUUCUUCAAAAUUAUUUGAAUUAAUAUUAUUAUUAUUAUUUAUUUGGUUUAAAACAAGUGCCAUCCUUGAAUCUCUAAGAGAAUAACUCUGGAGAUGGAGAAGAAAUCUUAAAUAUGAUCGUAGUCUUUUUAUUCAGAUUAAUUUUAUGGAGAUUGUCUAAAAGAAUCUUAAUCACACUUCAGAGGCACUAUUAUUCUUGAAAUAAAAGUCAGAUCACUGACCUUUAACUAUAUUCUUGUCAAUUAAAUAAGUGAACCUAUUAACAAUACUAAUAAUAAAACCAGAGUGAAUUCCUGUGUAUUUGAAUAAACAUAAGGAAGUCAAAGAUGUCUAUUCUUACUAUAGGUAUGUAAGAGACCUAAAGAUUUUUAAAUUAAAUAGACAAAAUAUUAUUAAGUUUAAAAUAGAUCCUUCUUCGAAUAGAUAGAAAUUAUAAAAGCCAAG
This is a messenger RNA of Paramecium primaurelia, 709 nucleotides long. The record is from the annotation of a GenBank genome assembly. NCBI's taxonomy places the organism in Eukaryota, Ciliophora, Oligohymenophorea, Peniculida, Parameciidae.